AUGGCCCAGUUUCGAAUCUAUUACGAGCGCGUCCGCAAAUACCAGGAUGAUUUUCUCCUACUUGAGGAUUAUUUUGCUGGCAUACGCCCUGAGUUUCAGAGUGUUACAAAGUCUGGACAGGUGGCGUUUAGCAAGCCGUCCCUAAAGCGGGAUUUGGAAGGUACCCACUGGCCUCCUACUAUCCUGACUGGCAAUCGUUGUGGUAUCAAGCGUGUUGAUCAUCUGUUUGCCUGGCUAUGGGGGUUGCAUCCUGACGAGUACAGCCGCCUGCACUGGGCUCAUAAACCACAUCGUACACUGUACGGUCGGUGUGUGAUCAAGAUCCAAGAAAUCUAUGGUGAGGAAAUAGCCACUUCCUAG
Molecule: messenger RNA, 360 nt
Organism: Penicillium longicatenatum
Lineage: Eukaryota; Fungi; Ascomycota; Eurotiomycetes; Eurotiales; Aspergillaceae
Exons: 2
Coding region: 1-360 (119 amino acids)
Source: RefSeq, a predicted model, not a curated record